CCGACAAUCAGUUGCAAUUGCGGGGUAAGUGGUAACUAACACUGCUUGGGGCCAUGCGCACCGAUGACUCUUCUGAUUCCAGACACCGAGCUCAACAUCCAUUCCUCUGGGAUACGGCUUCCCGAAGCGAGCUCGAUGGUCGUCGGCCAUUCUAGCCAUCGAGACGACGUCCAGUCGGUGCCAAGCUAUUGUCGGGGUAUUGGUAGACUCGACUUCAACUUCCCUCUGGCAUUAUAUAUUGUGGUGGCAUACUCGGGCUUCAGCGUAUUAUUUCCCUGCUCGGUUUCUUCUGGGAACAGCUCUAGAGAAAUCGUCUAUAGGCUGUGCGCGAUGACCCUUUCUGCCGUCGCAACCUUACGCUCUCCAUGCAUGCGACACAACACAGCUCCCAAACCCAAAAUUCGUGUCAUCUCUGUUUCGUUUCACGCAUCUGUCGUCAAUCUUCUGUACUAAAUCGCCCGCGGCGGCAACCAUACAACUGUCGCAAAUAAACGC
This is a messenger RNA of Stereum hirsutum FP-91666 SS1, 495 nucleotides long. RefSeq lists its product as uncharacterized. Lineage: Eukaryota; Fungi; Basidiomycota; Agaricomycetes; Russulales; Stereaceae. The coding region runs from base 64 to 453 and encodes 129 amino acids. The record is from RefSeq and is a predicted model, not a curated record. The transcript has a single exon.